AUGAUCACGUUUUUCACCAGCGUCCCCAGCUGGAUUCAAGAUGCAAAUCAGGAGGAGGAAGUGGGCUGGAAACUAGUUCCCAGGCCUCAGGGCCGGGAGGCGGAGAGUCAAGUGAAGUGCCAAUGUGAAAUUUCGGGGAAACCUUUCUCAAAUGGGGAGAAGAUGAGGCCUCACCUCCCGCAACCAGAGCAGAGACCAUAUAGCUGCCAUCAGCUGCACUGUGGCAAGUCUUUUGCUUCCAAAUACAAGCUGUAUAGGCACAUGGCCGCCCACUCAGCCCAGAAACCCCACCAGUGUAUGUACUGUGAUAAGGUGUUUCACCGCAAGGAUCAUCUGCGGAACCAUCUGCAGACCCAUGACCCUAACAAACAGGCCCUCCGCUGCCCUGAGUGCGGUAAGAAUUACAAAACGAAGCUGGUCCACCGGCGCCACCUGGCCAUGCAUGCUGCCAGCAGCAGUGACCUCAGCUGCAAGGUGUGCCUGCAGACCUUUGAGAGCACCCAGGCCCUGCUAGAGCACCUGAAGGGCCACUCACGCCGGGUAGCAGGCGGUGCCAAGAAGAAGAAGCACCCCUGUGACCACUACGACCGGCGGUUCUAUACUCGUAAGGAUGUAGGGCGGCACCUAGUGGUGCACACAGGCCGUAAGGACUUCCUGUGUCAGUACUGUGCCCAGCGUUUUGGCCGUAAGGACCACCUGACGCGUCACGUCAAGAAGAGCCACUUGCAGGAGCAGCUCGAGAUCAAGACAGAGCCCGUGGACGUGUUAGGCCUACUCAGCUGCAGCUCCACAGUCAGUGUGAAGGAAGAGCUGAGCCCUGUGUUGUGCCUGGCCUCUCGGGACAUAAUGGGAACCAAGGCCUUCCCUGGCAUGUUGCCCAUGGGCAUGUAUGGUGCCCACAUCCCUACCAUGCCCAGCACGGGCGUGCCACACUCCCUGAUACACAACACGCUGCCCAUCGGUAUGAGCUGCCCUCUGGAAUCCUCACCUAUCUCUUCCCCAGCUCAGCUCCCUCCAAAAUACCAGCUUGGAUCUACCUCAUACUUUCCCGACAAAUUGCCCAAAGUGGAGGUGGAUAGUUUUCUGGCGGAGCUUCCUGGAAGCCUGUCUCUCUCAUCCGCUGAACCCCAGCCCACCUCACCUCAGCCAGCGGCAGCUGCGGCCCUCCUAGAUGAAGCACUGUUUGCCAAGAGCCCCGCCAACCUCUCUGAGGCCCUCUGCGCUGUUAACGUGGACUUCUCCCACCUACUGGGCUUUCUUCCACUCAACCUGCCCCCCUGUAACCCACCUGGGGCCACAGGAGGCCUGGUCAUGGGCUACUCCCAGGCAGAGGCACAGCCCCUGCUCACCACUUUGCAAGCUCAGCCUCAAGAUUCCCCAGGAGCUGGGCGACCACUGAACUUUGGUCCUCUGCACUCCUUGCCUCCUGUCUUCACAUCUGGCCUGAGUAGCACCACCCUGCCUCGUUUCCACCAAGCAUUCCAGUUGCCCCCACAGAGGCCCUCAGCUCAGUUUUUGGCUCUGUUAGGGAGCCUUAGUACCCACCCCGUCCGCGUCCCCCAUGAAGGCUUCUCUGCUCUCCAUCACAUCACUUCCACUUUCUUGUGCCCCCGCCCCUGCCUCCAGUUUUCCCCUAGUAUCCAGCAAGGUUUCUUGCAACAAAUGAUUAGUUCUUCUCUUCUGACUUGUGGGGCUCCCUGCCGCAGAGAGCACAGCCCUUGCCCAGAGCCCAGGAACCCCAUCCUUGCUUCAUCUCAGUUCUUCAUGGGCUUCACUCUUCCCACUCAUGGAAGGGAGGCAGCUCAGGGACCUCCAUUGUGGGACCCUUGA
Molecule: messenger RNA, 1830 nt
Organism: Pongo pygmaeus (Bornean orangutan)
Lineage: Eukaryota; Metazoa; Chordata; Mammalia; Primates; Hominidae
Product: zinc finger protein PLAGL2-like
Biological process (GO): regulation of immune system process; regulation of cytokine production; negative regulation of transcription by RNA polymerase II
Cellular component (GO): nucleoplasm
Molecular function (GO): RNA polymerase II cis-regulatory region sequence-specific DNA binding; DNA-binding transcription activator activity, RNA polymerase II-specific; DNA-binding transcription repressor activity, RNA polymerase II-specific
Source: RefSeq, a predicted model, not a curated record